UUCCGCUAGUGUUGGCCAUAUUGAACUGGGAUAUUUGGAACUGUUAAUACGGAAUAUCUUGUAUGUGUAGCGGUAGUAAACGGGGAUAUAAUUGCUUUAAUAUAAGGGUAACAGGACGCUGGUAAAUCAGUGGUGGCCUUCCAGCGACCUGAAAGAGAUGAGCAACAACAGUAACAAGAGAGCACCAACUACAGCAACUCAGAGGCUAAAACAAGACUACCUCCGAAUAAAGAAAGACCCAGUGCCUUACAUUUGUGCUGAGCCCCUCCCUUCCAACAUCCUUGAAUGGCACUAUGUUGUAAGAGGUCCCGAGAAGACUCCUUAUGAAGGUGGUUAUUACCAUGGCAAACUAAUUUUUCCCAGAGAGUUUCCCUUCAAACCUCCUAGUAUAUAUAUGAUAACACCUAAUGGAAGAUUCAAAUGUAAUACAAGGUUGUGUCUUUCAAUCACUGAUUUCCAUCCAGAUACAUGGAAUCCAGCUUGGUCAGUGUCUACAAUUCUGACUGGUCUUCUCAGCUUUAUGGUGGAGAAAGGGCCCACAUUGGGCAGUAUAGAAACUUCAGAUUUUACAAAAAGACAAUUGGCUGCACAGAGUCUAGCUUUUAAUUUAAAGGAUAAGGUCUUCAUUGAACUAUUUCCUGAAAUGGUAGAGGAAAUCAAGCAAAAACAAAAGGCACAGGAGGAAAUUAAUAACCGAACUCAAGGCCUCCCUUUACCAGACAUUGUUCCCGAAGGUGAACUAAACCAUGGUCAGAAUGGACUGCCAGUCCUCAAUGGACAUGUGCCUCUAGCAGCAGCAAACCACCAAGGCCUCCAGCAAGCGAAUCGUAAUCAUGGACUACUAGGAGGAGCCUUGGCGAACUUAUUUGUCAUAGUUGGUUUUGCAGCAUUUGCAUACACAGUAAAAUAUGUGCUGCGAAGCAUAGCACAAGAAUGAACAAAGACCUUGCAAGACCAAGUUUAGUACAAGCUGUCUGGACAUGAGGGUUUGAAAUUGGGAAGUAUCUGUGAUGCAGAUAAAAUAGUGGUUGGCUCAUGGGUUUAAGUUCCAAAGGAUCCUCAUGUUCAGAAUGGACCUGCUUUGCUGCUGAGAAAAGUACACACACGAAACACCAAAGUAAAUAUAUGCUUCACAGAGCAAGUGGAACCUGUGUAAAUGACUCUAAACUAUAAUCAGGUAUGAUGUUCCUUGAGAGAGGGGUACAGUCAGAAAAGCUAAUCUGCGUCAUGAUUAAACAGUGAAUUUUCUGUAGAAUGUAACAUGGGAAAGCACUUAACUGUCUGUGUGUGAAAUAAAAAUCAAAGUAGGUUUCUCUUUUAAGGUAGGCCGCUUCCAUUAGGCAGAGAUGAACCGAAGCUGCGUUCAGCAGAUUAAUUAUUUAUGCAUACUUAAAGCUUGUGUGUCUGUAACAUCUGUAUGCAAGAAAUGACAGCGAUUUCAGGUUGUGCGGGAUUAAAUUUGUAUUUUGUACCUAGUUUUUUUUUUUCUUUUACUGUGUAUGAUGUCUGCAUAGCACUACAUGAUUCUGUUUCAUCAUUAAAUAAUUUUUUUUGUAGGAAAGUGGUGCAGACGCAGGUUUGCGUAAAGCCACCAUGAAACGCAUUAUAACCUUCUUAUAUACAGAUAUAUCCUUUGGUCCAUUUUCAAGCUCUGGUGUUGAGUGUGAAAUCGAUGCUUGCAGUACUCCACUCAUGGCUGAAAUACUUUGCUGUCCCAGUUAAAAUAUUUUAAAGCUAGCUGAAACUCUUCAAUGGAAGAUGAUUCAGUUGACUGUAAAUUUUAAUAUGGUUUGUAAUGCACUUGGUUUUAUUAAUUUUUCAUUUGUUACCUGCAAUAAUCCCCUAGAAUUAAGAAACAUUUUGAAAGUUGCUUCUUACUAGUAUUUUUUUUGAGUAUUAUUUUUGUGUUGCAUUUCCCACAGAAUGCCUCCAUUCAAAAUAAUUAAUAGUUUUCAGUGUUAAGAACGCAAAUAGCGUAAAAACAUGAGCUGCCCAUUCAGUACAGACUGUUUUAUGGAAAUAUUUUGCAUUUUUGAAUCUCACCGCCAAGAUGACUUAUUCUCAUUUGUAUGAGAAGCCAGGGUAAUCCAGUUUUGUCUGUCUGUUUGCUUGCUUUGUACUGAUGAAAACUUUUUCCCCCCAACCUUCUGUGGUUCAUACUCAUUGCAGGUGACUUCCUGACACACACUAGCCCGACUCAUGAUCCCAGUCAUGGUGUUCAGUGUUGUCCUCCUGCUGUCCUUGUGUUACUGCCUCUAGUCACCACUGGAAAGCACUAGAAGACUCACUGCAAUCCAUCUCUGCUUUCCCUGGGAGCGAGGGUAUCAACCCCCCACACACACACACACACACACACACACACACACACACACACACACACAGGGCCAGCUUGUUCCACUAUCACAGCUUAAUCAAACUGUGGUCACUGGUGUCACUGUCAGGACUUAAACGUACAUGCUAGCGGGUCAGCAAAUGCUUUUGAACUUUUGUCUGUCUACAGUAACUAAUGGUUUGUUCAUUAAGUGUGACAUCCAGACCCUUAUGUUCUCAGGCCGCGUCUCUUUGGUCUAUUUAUUCCUCAAAGGCAGCAGACCUAUAAAAGAGAGCAGGCUGUGUUAGCAAGCAGUGGGACACCCCCCACCCUGACUGUCCCCUCUCAGUGGUGGUUAAUAAAUGCACUUAAUGUUGCAGCAUGACGCCUCAGAGGUAGACUUUUGCCCACCCCCAGCCUUCUCCUUAGCAUAGCUCCAGUUCAUGUUGCACAUCCUAUACCUAUGUCCUUAAAUUGCUUCUACCCUUUGGCGCAGUGGGCACACCGGUUCCAUUUCCCAGUAUGAGGAGCAGGCUAAUUACAGCCCAUCAUUGAAGUCGGGUCACUUGUGGCAUAGACAGGGCUUUUUAUAUCUGUAUGCCACAAGGCAGAAAUGCUGUUGAUCUUAAUAUUAUGAGAUGAGAGUUGGAGAGAUGUUCACUUAAGGCAGCAUCAUAACAACCUUUACACAAUGGUUUGGGGAGCUUAUGUUAAAUGCAACUUUCUGUGGUCAAUACAUUUUGUAGAUGUGUCUGAGUAUGUGUUUGUGUUGUAAAUACACAAAAUGUAUAAACUUAAAUGGAAAUUCCUUAUUGUAGAGCUGAACUUCCAUAAUUAAAAGUUUGUACAGUU
Messenger RNA from Protopterus annectens (West African lungfish), 3163 nucleotides. RefSeq names its product ubiquitin conjugating enzyme E2 J2 (gene UBE2J2). The record is from RefSeq and is a predicted model, not a curated record. Bases 158 to 937 code for a protein of 259 amino acids. The transcript has 7 exons. NCBI's taxonomy places the organism in Eukaryota, Metazoa, Chordata, Ceratodontiformes, Protopteridae.